AUGGAAUUCGCCGGCCACCAGUAUGAGGUGAGGACGAAAAGGACAAUUAGCGGUCGCAACGGGAGUUUAACCAUCGCUGAGUUGCAGAUGGGUGCGAAGAGGCACCUGUGGAAUGCGACGCUGGUAUGGGUGAGGAAGAAGGGGGAAAAUGACCGGUUGAGCAUCGGUGGAAUAAGGGGAAGACGAAGGGAUAUUGAGCAGCUUCUGGGACGUGUGUACUGA
This is a messenger RNA of Linum trigynum, 222 nucleotides long. The record is from the annotation of a GenBank genome assembly. Lineage: Eukaryota; Viridiplantae; Streptophyta; Magnoliopsida; Malpighiales; Linaceae.